Caenorhabditis elegans is the source of this 3193-nucleotide messenger RNA. RefSeq names its product WASH complex subunit strumpellin (gene wshc-5). Bases 20 to 3013 code for a protein of 997 amino acids. Gene Ontology annotation, cellular component: WASH complex. The transcript is spliced from 14 exons. Lineage: Eukaryota; Metazoa; Nematoda; Chromadorea; Rhabditida; Rhabditidae. The record is from RefSeq and is marked reviewed.
UUUCAGAUUUCAAAUCAAAAUGACGGAAGAAAUUAAUAUUUUCUUGUCAAAACUGAUUCUUCAUGGUGAAUCGAUUCUAGCAGAAAUCUUCCGAUUAUCAAGCUUUAUUCCAAAGGAUUUUCGUGAUCCGACAAAGUCCUCAAAAUUUAAAAAUAUUGUACAGCUUGAUUUCAAAUAUUUGAGCAAAGUCGAUCAAAUCGAAAAGGAAUUAGAAAGUCAUUUACGUCUUCAGACACAGUUCUAUUCUACAUUCGAACCAGUUCUUAUUGCAUUUGAGCAGCUUUUUUCUUCGAUUUCAGAAUUUGUGCAAAGCUUCAUAAGUUAUACAAAAGAAGCAGAGAUAAUUAAUGGUGAAACCAGAAUGGAUGUGAACAGAACAUCCGAACUCGAGGCCUACUGUCUCUACAUUUCUGGAAUUCUUAUAAUCUACAUGGACACAUACAUUCCUGCACCAAUUCGUGAGCGAAUCUACAUUGCAAUUUAUCGGAAGAGUGACGUCAGAGAAAACGCAGAAUUUUUGGUGGAUUUUUUGAAGGCUACUGUACCCGGAAAUGACUCCAUGAUAAGAAGAAUCCCACUGCCAGAAUCAUUUAUCACAUCAACUAUCAAUGCAAUCGAAAUAAUAGAAGGGACGUCAUUGCAAAUUCCAAAAGCUCAACUGAUGUACGUGGCACUUCAAUUUGAUCGUCAAACUCUUACCAACGAUUCUGCAAUAAUGACGAAAAUCGCGAAUUCUAUAUAUCGAGAGACAUGGGUUAUAAACUUGGGAUUCGGCGUCAUUGCCAAUGUAUUCGAUGGAUGGUAUAACUUCAAAUCGGCCUGGAACGCGAUUAAUUCAACGAUUACUCAACAAGACGCUCAACGAAUUAUGGAAAAACAUUUAAAAAUGAUGAAUGAAACAAGCUUCCCACAGGUCAUCAAUGAAAUGAUCGACUUUGAACAAAAUCUCAAGAAAAUAUCAAUGUGUAAUCGAUCACUCAAAUGGCUCUUUCUUCAUUCGAAAAUCUCACAAAAAACAUCUCGACCUCUUAAUAAAUACCGGCUACCAAGCGAUGAUCAAUUGUUUCAAUGGCUUCUACAUGUUUCUAGAUGCGAAAUUCUUCUUCUUAACCUAUAUACAACUACUCUUGAGAAUAGAGACGUUGAAGGAACUGAAAGAAAACAGAAUAUUCGAACACUUCUUCAUCAACUUGCCGAAUUCUUUGAGCACGGUUUCGUUAAAAUGGGUGAAAGUCAAAAAACGAACUUUGUAAAAUGGGUUCGUAAUCUUAGUGAAACAGUUGAGAAAAUUGAUCUUAAUGAUACCACGGAAAGUGUGGAGACCAUUCAACAAAUUAUUCGAAGAGUUAAGCAGGUUGGAGAUCAACUUGGAUUGUCUAUCAAUUUAACCCUCAAGGAUUGUCUGUCAACUCUUGACACUGAUUUACGAGCACUUAUGUCUGUUCUUUCACUCUCUGAUUCUAUGAUUCCUGAAGUCUACUCAAAAAUGGAAUCAACAUAUCUAUGGCCUCUCAUUUCACAGCUGAUUCCUCGAAUUCAACAAAAUCUGGUAUCGACUUCCAACACAGACGUUGUCCGGCAAAUUUUCACAAAAUUAUCAAUCUCGUGUUACAUGCUGAAAUUGAAAUUAUCGAAUUUUUCUGAUAAAGAUCACGUGGCUAGUCGCAUAGCAAACACAUAUUCGUAUGCUUUGGAGAAGAAUUUAAAAACCGUCCUUCAAUCAGUUCCACAGCAUCUUUUCGGGAUAAUGUAUAAUGUGAUCAUGCCAGGAUUGGGCAAAACGUUUGAACCAUAUAUUGAAAAGACAGAGCUCCGAGAACUUUCUGAAUUUGUAACAAAUUCGAGAUUAGUGGAAACUACAAGCCUUAUUGCAAAUACAAGUAUGGGAAUAUCGAGAAUGAUGUUGACUCGUGUAGGAACAAUCGAAAUUAAUCCGAAGGAAUUACUAGAAGAAGGAAUGAUUCGACAAUUGUACAAAGAGAUCAAGAAAAUGAUUGGCACUACCUCAGCCACUUCCUCCAUUGAGAAUCUUUUGAAAAUGUGUGACAACAUCGAGACAAUGCGAUGCUCAUUUCUGUACCUAUGUGAUUACAUGAAUCUUGAUGGAGAACAUGUGUGGAGUGUUGCCAUGGACGAUUUUUUCAGUCGAAUUUCAGAGGAAAGAGCAUUCGCGAGAAGCUCGGGGGAACUGGAGAAAAAUUAUAUUGCAGAGCUUUUCAUCAAGAUUACCAACCCGAAAGCAUCUCGCUUUUCUGAAAGCUCUCUGAGUUGGAAAGAUGUAAAAAUGAGCAAAACUGUGUUGUCUUUUGAUGUAUUCGAUCGAAUCGAGAAGAUCGUCCCAUUUCAUAUUCUCACGAGCAUUGAGACUCAUAUAACUGUGGAACUAGAAAAAAUGUUGAUUGAGUACAUAUCUAAUGCACGAAAGAUCGGAGUCAGCUUCAAUCUUCAGAAUUCUGUGACUCACGAGUCUGCGUUUCAAUUCUUCACUGGUCCUAACUAUGAGAGACUCGUUAAAUCAAUUCAACCACAAUCUGCAGCCUUGGCAGCCAUUCUAGCUCAAAUUGGUCAAUACUUGAUCAUACUUCGAACAAUCUGCAACGCUAAACAACUCGCUAACCGGCACAAAGAGGACAGUAUCCAAAGAGAUUUGAUUGAAAUGAGCAUAUCAAUGGCACGUGAUCCAACUGAUCUACCAACCGAAAUGGGCACUAUUUUGAAGCUUAUGAUGCAGUAUUCGUUGUAUGAUCCCGAACGAAUGAUCUUUAGACUCAAAGAUGAACCAUCUCCUUUGUUUAUAAUUGCUCUCGUUCAGUGCCUACUGCCUAAAAUUGGAGAUCCAUAUUUUGUCUGCCCAAAGCAACUGGAAGUUGGAAUUCGAUUCGUUCUCCGUCAAUCUCGACUUCUCCCAUAUUUUCUUCCAAUCAUUCGCGAGCAACUUCCACAAAGUUCCCGUCCAAAGAAACGCGUCAGUGAUGUGGAUCGGUUUUUGAGACAUCUAAUUUCCAACUUGUAAUAUUCCAAAAUAUUCACUUUCAACUUGCCUUCUGUGAUUCGAUUUCUUUCUUGGGUAUUUUUCUAAUCUAGUUGUCACUUUUUUUUUGUACAUAGAGAAUUGUUGUAUGAUAAUUUAUUUACAGAAUUGUUAGAUUGUUCAUUUGGCAAGUACCACAUAAUAAAAGUUAAUCGUACAUGU